GUAACCAUUUGGUUCUAGGCAGCAUCACCCUUUCACGUGUCAGUCGCCACGGAGCUGCUUUGUACUUCCGCGUUCAGAGAUCGCUUGGUUAGGACUGGAAGGAGUUGUAGCUGAUGGCCGAUUGAACCUGUAGCUCAGAGACGGAGGGAAAGGGAUACAUGUUGCAAAGGCAGGAUGUUGGACUUUGCGAUAUUUGCCAUAACUUUUCUACUGAUUCUGGUGGGAGCUGUUCUGUACCUUUACCCGUCUUCCAGACAGGCAUGUGGCAUUCCUGGCCUUGCUCCAACAGAGGAGAAAGAUGGGAAUCUACAAGACAUUGUGAACAGUGGCAGCUUACACGAGUUCCUGGUUAAUCUACAUGAAAGGUUUGGCCCUGUUGCUUCCUUCUGGUUUGGACGACGACUUGUUGUGAGUUUGGGAUCGCUUGACCUAUUAAAGCAACACAUCAACCCGAAUAAGACUUCCGAUCCAUUUCAGACGAUGCUAAAAUCCCUGUUGGGGUAUCAGUCCGGUGUUAUUGGGGAAGCAGCUGAGAGUCAUGUGCAGAAAAAGCUCUAUGAGAAUGGCAUCACCAAGGCCCUACAUAGCAACUUUAGUGUUAUAAUAAAGCUCUCUGAGGAAUUGUUAGCAAAGUGGGGUACUUACCCCCAAUCACAGCAUGUCCCGCUGUGCCAGCAUAUGCUUGGGUUUGCCAUGAAAUCUGUUACCCAAACUGCAAUGGGCAGCAGCUUUGAAGAUGAUCAGGAAGUGAUCCAUUUCCGCAGAAACCAUGACGCUAUUUGGUCAGAGAUUGGAAAGGGUUUUUUAGAUGGGUCUAUAGAAAGAAGUCCCAGUAGGAAAAAGCUUUAUGAAGAUGCUUUGAUGGAGAUGGAAACUGUGCUGAAGAAAACUAUAAAGGAGCGUAAGGGAAAGAACCCAGGGAGGCAUGUAUUUCUGGACUCCUUACUGCAAGGGAAUCUGAGUGACAAGCAAGUCCUUGAAGACAGCAUGAUCUUUUCCCUGGCAGGAUGUGUGAUUACUGCUAACUUAUGUACAUGGGCUAUCUAUUUCUUGACUACAUCAGAGGAGGUUCAAGACAAGCUGUACAAAGAGGUGAACCGGGUUAUUGGGAAGGGACCAAUAACAAUGGAUAAAUUAGAACAGCUAAGCUACUGUCGGCAGAUUUUGUGCGAAACUGUGCGUACAGCCAGCCUAACACCUAUUUCUGCACGACUGCAGGAGCUAGAAGGAAGGGUUGACCAACACAUUAUUCCGAAGGAGACUCUUGUGCUAUAUGCCCUUGGUGUUGUGCUACAGGAUAAUACUGCUUGGCCAUUAGCCUACAGAUUUGACCCAGAUAGAUUUGAUGAUGAAACUGCAAAACAGAGCCUUUCAUUACUUGGUCUUUCAGGAAGCCAGGAAUGCCCCGAAUUAAGGUUUGCCUACAUGGUUGCAAUGGUGCUUCUUUGUGUUCUUGUGAGAAAGCUGAAUUUACUUCCUGUUAAAGGACAAGUUAUGGAGACAAAAUAUGAGCUGGUCACAUCACCCAAGGAAGAGGCCUGGAUCACUGUGUCAAAGAGAAGCUAAACCACUUUUCUACUAGAAUGGUUGCACCUAUUCCUGACAAGAAAAACAACAUACAAUUAUCUCUCAGAGGAGAGGUCUUUUAAUUGUUUGGCUAUGUGCAGAUUACCAAUUUGUCAUAUUUUUCUUAAAGAGAAAAGUUGGUGUCUAAUUACUAAGGCUUCCAUUUUCCUUAUAAAAAAUGCAGCCCGCAUUGUUUUAUUAAUCAAAUGUAGUCAUUACAUUUCCUAAAAAAAUCUACAAAUGCUAAAAAAGAAUUCUGAAGAAUGGCUGAAGAUAAAUAUGAGCCUUUUAUGCAUUCUGUACAGCUGCAGAAAACAUACCAGAUUGAUGGGUAUGAAUAUUCUAUGAACCCAUUCAUCCAGUAACCAGUAGCAACAAAUCAACUUCUUAGAGGUCACUUACUGCAAAUGCAGUUGUGGUGGGGCAGAGUUUGCUGCAGUUGUCGCAUGAAAAGUUCCAUUUAUUAAUGGUGUUUGCAUCCAAAGCCGCUAAUUAUUCUUGGGGCUGCUGACUUUGCCACACCUCCUUUUACAAUUUUUGUGUCAAUUGACGUAGGGCAACAUUGGAGCUAGUGCCACGUCUGAAGGUGGUAGUAGCAGCAGGGUUUCCACUGUGGGAAAACACAUAAUUGUGGCAAUUGCACUGUGCACACUUCUGAUUGGUUAAGGAAAUGAUUCCAUUUGUGUGCUGCCUGCUGAUUGGUUUCUGGAUGUGAAAACUAUUGGCCUUUUGCUAUUUAACUUUCUCAGUCCAGCACUUCUAAUUGUAAAAUUAAAAGGUUGUCCGUUUACUGUACUGGAAUAAAAUGGUUUAGUAUUUCUAA
Xenopus laevis (African clawed frog) is the source of this 2389-nucleotide messenger RNA. It is a transcript of the gene cyp20a1.L, whose product is annotated as cytochrome P450 family 20 subfamily A member 1 L homeolog. Lineage: Eukaryota; Metazoa; Chordata; Amphibia; Anura; Pipidae. Gene Ontology annotation, molecular function: monooxygenase activity; heme binding; oxidoreductase activity, acting on paired donors, with incorporation or reduction of molecular oxygen. The record is from RefSeq and is marked provisional. Gene Ontology annotation, cellular component: membrane.